Molecule: messenger RNA, 1456 nt
Organism: Tarenaya hassleriana
Lineage: Eukaryota; Viridiplantae; Streptophyta; Magnoliopsida; Brassicales; Cleomaceae
Product: shewanella-like protein phosphatase 1
Exons: 9
Coding region: 88-1278 (396 amino acids)
Molecular function (GO): hydrolase activity
Source: RefSeq, a predicted model, not a curated record
ACGUUGCCUUGCUGACGAGCUUUCCACCACCAGUCGAAGGCCUUCAUAGUUUACAUCAACUGUAACUGAUGAUCGCCUCCUCCAACUAUGGCUUCCCUUUGCCUGAAUUCUUUACCUCCUCUCCCUUCUUCUCAUCCCCAGAAGCUUCUAGACCCUUCUUCUUCGUCUUCUUCUUCUUCUCCUCAUCCCUCGCUGAGCACCAAGUGUACGGAUCUUGCUCUGAAGCCCAUUGUCGUCAAUGGCGACCCACCCACGUUCGUAUCUGCCCCUGAUCGUCGUAUUGUCGCAGUUGGAGACCUCCAUGGGGAUCUUGGCAAAGCGAGAGCUGCGCUUCAGAUGGCCGGCGUCUUGAGUUCUGACGACAGAGACCAAUGGAUUGGCGAAGACACUGUAUUAGUUCAGUUGGGAGAUAUCCUCGAUCGUGGUGAUGAAGAGAUCGCGAUACUUUCAUUGUUGAGGUCAUUGGAUUCUCAGGCAAAGGCUAACGGUGGAGCUGUCUUUCAGGUUAAUGGGAACCAUGAGACGAUGAACGUUGAAGGAGAUUUCAGAUAUGUAGAUAUGGGGGCAUAUGAUGAGUGUUCUGAUUUUCUCGAGUACUUGUCUGACUAUGCGCAAGACUGGGACAAAGCAUUUACCAACUGGAUUGUCGAGUCAAGAAAAUGGAAAGAAGAUAGGAGACGAUCCAAAAACCAUUGGGAUCAAUGGAAUGUGGUGAAGAGGCAAAAGGGGGUGAUUGCAAGAUCGAUACUUUUCAGACAAGGUGGCCGGUUAGCAUGCGAAUUGGCCCGUCAUGGUGUUAUGCUGAGGGUUAACAAUUGGGUUUUCUGCCAUGGCGGCCUUCUUCCCCACCACGUCGCUUACGGCUUAGAGAGGAUGAACAAGGAAGUCUCUGAAUGGAUGAGAGGAUUAGGUGACACUGAAGAAGAGAGUCCUGACAUGCCUUUCAUCGCUACCCGGGGCUACGACAGCGUAGUUUGGAGCCGACUCUACUCUAGAGAUGCCUCGGAUCUUGAAGACUAUCAGAUUAACCAGAUAAGUAAAAUUCUCCGGGAAACUCUGGAAGCGGCUGGUGCCAAGGGAAUGGUGGUCGGGCAUACUCCACAGCUCUCGGGCAUUAACUGUGAAUACGAUUGUAGUAUAUGGAGAGUCGAUGUGGGAAUGUCCAGCGGUGUUCUUGAUUCUAGACCUGAGGUUCUUGAAAUAAGAGGGGACAAAGCGAGAGUAAUAAGUAGCAAAAGAGACAGAUUUCAUGAACUACAAGUCGCAGAUUACGUAUAAAAGCUUGAAAGAGUCUCAGAUUUGUAUUUUUCAAAGAUGUAAACUUUACGGUCCGUAUAAUUAAAACAUGAUGGCGGCUCGAGAGACUCCGACAAGAUGUUGUUUCGUAUGUGUAAAAAGUGUCCAUGUCAUGUAGAAUGAUGUCUUAUGUGUUCAUAAUCAUAAGCUUCGUUUUGAA